UUACUGAUAUAACGUUUUGCUAUACAUUUAGGUUGAUAUGAUUGUUGUUACCGAUGGAAGCCGGAUUUUGGGUCUUGGAGAUCUAGGUGUUCAUGGAAUUGGAAUUGCUGUAGGGAAGCUUGAUUUAUACGUUGCCGCAGCUGGAAUAAAUCCUCAACGGGUACUACCUGUCAUGAUUGAUGUUGGAACGAACAAUGAAAAACUACUCAAGGACCCCAUGUAUUUGGGUCUGCAGCAACGUCGUUUAGAGGAUGACGAGUAUAUAUCUGUUAUUGAUGAAUUUAUGGAGGCAGUGUAUACCCGGUGGCCACAUGUUAUUGUGCAGUUUGAGGAUUUCCAGAGCAAGUGGGCUUUCAAAUUAUUGGAGAGGUAUAGAUACACCAAUCGAAUGUUCAAUGAUGAUGUCCAGGGGACUGCAGGGGUUGCAAUCGCUGGUCUUCUUGGAGCAGUUAGAGCACAGGGGCGGCCUAUGAUUGAUUUUCCUAAGAUGAAGAUUGUUGUUACUGGCGCUGGAAGUGCCGGAAUCGGUGUUCUGAACGCUGCAAGGAAGACAAUGGCGCGGAUGUUGGGAAAUACUGAAACUGCAUUUGAUAGUGCACAAAGUCAAUUUUGGGUGGUUGAUGCUCAGGGUCUUAUCACUGAAGGACGAGAAAAUAUUGACCCAGAGGCUCAGCCUUUUGCUAGGAAGACUAAAGAAAUGGAGCGUCAGGGAUUAAAAGAAGGAGCAACUCUUGUGGAAGUGGUCCGUGAAGUUAAACCUGAUGUGCUUCUUGGUUUAUCUGCCGUUGGAGGGUUAUUCUCAAAAGAGGUUUUAGAAGCCAUGAAAGGUUCAACCUCGACAAGACCUGCUAUUUUUGCAAUGUCGAACCCUACAAAAAACGCUGAAUGCACGCCUCAAGAUGCAUUUUCUAUAUUAGGCGAGAAUAUGAUUUUUGCAAGUGGAAGCCCAUUCAAGAAUGUGGAAUUUGGGAAUGGUCAAAUAGGACAUUGCAACCAGGGAAACAACAUGUACCUAUUUCCGGGUAUUGGACUUGGUACUCUUCUAUCUGGUGCUCCCAUCGUCUCGGAUGGUAUGCUUCAGGCCGCAUCUGAGUGCCUAGCAGCAUACAUGAGCGAAGAAGAAGUGCUACAGGGGAUUAUAUAUCCUCCAAUAUCAAGGAUACGAGACAUAACAAAAAGUAUAGCAGCUGCGGUGAUUAAGGAAGCGAUUGAGGAGGAUCUGGUCGGCGGAUAUAGGGAAAUGGACGCUCGAGAGCUCCAAAAGCUUAGUGAGGAGGAGCUGAUGGAGUACGUGGAAAACAACAUGUGGAGUCCAGAGUAUCCGACUUUGGUCUACAAAGAUGACUAAAUCUGGUUCCCAAAAUGAAUUAGUCUACUUUCUCUUAUUUAUAUGUAAAAAUUCAUAAUGUGGUUGCUUCAUACCCAAGCAGAUUCAUAGUCGCUGCUCUCUUGUUUUUAUGUAAAAAAAAAAAAUGUUGAUUAUUUGGGUUCUUCUUACUCGAUCAGAUUCAGAUGAACAAUGAACACCA
Molecule: messenger RNA, 1529 nt
Organism: Camelina sativa (false flax)
Lineage: Eukaryota; Viridiplantae; Streptophyta; Magnoliopsida; Brassicales; Brassicaceae
Source: RefSeq, a predicted model, not a curated record